Messenger RNA from Oncorhynchus keta (chum salmon), 3729 nucleotides. Its product is annotated as zinc finger protein Gfi-1-like. Bases 240 to 1430 code for a protein of 396 amino acids. Gene Ontology annotation, cellular component: nucleus. The transcript has 7 exons. Gene Ontology annotation, molecular function: DNA-binding transcription factor activity; RNA polymerase II cis-regulatory region sequence-specific DNA binding. The record is from RefSeq and is a predicted model, not a curated record. Lineage: Eukaryota; Metazoa; Chordata; Actinopteri; Salmoniformes; Salmonidae. Gene Ontology annotation, biological process: regulation of transcription by RNA polymerase II.
GCCAACUUUCAGAGCUGCAUGUCUUGCGAUGCACCUUUCAAUGGGACAACAACGCAUAAGAAGAUCCUUCAGCGGCACUGGACCCAGGUUGUUGUGACAAGUCUGAGGAGCUUUCAUUACGCUUGAACUCCGGGAUAAGACUGCAGCACCGCAUCCCAGGAACAGAGGUGCAGAUUGCUAUUGGAUCUGGAUGGCCAGUGAUUUUGGAUAUUAGCAGAGACCGAACAAGGAGAGUGAAAAUGCCUCGGUCCUUCUUGGUGAAGAGUAAGAAGGCGCACAGCUACCACAAGCCUCGGUCCUUAGAAGAUGACUACAGUAGACUGGAUACUAUCUUAGCUCAUAUAUGUGCAGAUGACUCGGAUGCCUUGACAGGAGGCGAUGCCAUCCGCGGGUUCUCCCCAGACUCUCAUGUGGACACGGCUGACUUCUCCUCCAAGUCCACACUCAGCUGUGGGGACAGUGUGUGCAGUCCAGCUUCAGUUUAUGAAGACUUCUGGCGGCCUCCAUCGCCUUCAGCAUCACCAGUAGAUUCAGAGAAAUCCCUGUCUCCCCCAGUGGACGAGACACAACCCUUCCCCGUUGUUCCCUUCCGGCCCUAUGCGUGGAACAGUUACUCUGGUUCGGACAUCCGUCACCUGGUCCAGCAGAGUCUCCAUCACCAGCACCACCACCCCAUGGACUUGAAGAGAAGCCCGGAGCUAGGGUACUACAGCGACCGGGCCAUUGAACCAACCCUCUUUAACAGAAGUCCGGUAGCAGAAAAUGACAGUGAUUACCGGUCCGCUGCCGGUCUGUUCGAGAGAGCUGCCGCCCCCGGGAUAGGGUUGUAUUCUGAAAGGAACCUGUACGGGAAAAGCCCAGAAAUCAAGGCUGUGUCUGACUUACCCUGCUCACGGUUCAUUCUGAAUGGUACCUACAAGUGCAUCAAAUGCAGUAAGGCGUUUUCGACUCCCCAUGGGUUGGAGGUCCACGUUCGCAGAUCACACAGUGGCACGAGGCCCUACGCUUGUGAUAUCUGUUGCAAAACCUUCGGACAUGCUGUCAGCCUCGAGCAACAUAAAGCUGUGCACUCUCAGGAAAGAAGCUUUGAUUGCAAAAUAUGCGGUAAAAGCUUCAAAAGGUCAUCGACUCUCUCCACGCAUCUCCUCAUCCACUCUGAUACACGGCCUUACCCAUGCCAGCAUUGCGGGAAGAGGUUCCACCAGAAAUCAGACAUGAAGAAACAUACAUUCAUCCACACAGGUGAGAAGCCGCACAAAUGCCAAGUGUGUGGGAAAGCGUUCAGCCAGAGCUCCAACCUCAUAACGCACAGCCGGAAACACACGGGCUUCAAACCAUUCGGAUGCGACCUCUGCAGCAAGGGAUUCCAGAGAAAAGUCGACUUAAGAAGACACAAAGAGUCACAACAUGGACUAAAACCCUCAAACUAAAAUCAAAUAAAAGAAUGGGCACCAAACACUAUAAAACAAAACAAUUGUUUUGGAAACCAGAAAUAAGCUACUGUAGCUAUCCAUUCCUCAAACAUUUCAGACUGUGAUUUACUGGUGGAGAGUUAUAGAGGCUUUUGUGCAGUGUAGGUUAAGACAAAACCGGUUUGAACUGGGGAGGGACACUAUCUGAACCCAAAAUAUUUGUACAAAAUAACCAGAUAGGUAAUAACCCCAAAGAAACCGCGUUAACAAAAACAACAGACGACCAAUUUCCAACGGACAAUUGGGAAAAUAGACCUUGUCUAAAGAAUGACAGACACUUUGUUUAGUUGGACGCCAUGGAUGCUGGCACAACAGUUACUACAAUAAGGCUAUGUGAUUUAAUAAACAAUGGUUGUGUAUUUAUUUUAAAAACAAUGUUAUUUUCAUUUUUUUAUUCUUAGAAUUCAAAUAGCACAUAUGUAUUUUAUAUUAAGAAUAUAAACUAACUAUACGGUAUAUCCAGGUGUCAUUUACUACAAUGUCAAACCUUAUUUAUGAAUCAGAUUAUCGUUUAAAUAUAAUAUGAAAACUGCAAUCCAACAGAUUUCGAGAGGUUUUUGUUUCGUUUCUAUGUAGCCUACUGCAUUAUGUUCCAAGCUGCAACAUCCUGCAAUAGGCCUAUCUGAAUUAUUUGAAGGACAACCAACGCAAAUAUAUAUAUUUUUAAAUUUUUUAUUCUAACUCAGAUUAUCUGGAUUCGUUGUAGUAGGCUAGUCUAGACUAUUGGUACAACUAACAUGGUUACAUUUUAUAGACAGAAUAAACCCCAUUGAAAUGUGUCUUGGAGGGGGACCUGUGAUAAUGUUAAUUUGAGGCAAUUAAUUUUCGUUGAAUUUAAUAGUUUAAUCCUUUAUUACUAUUAUUAUUAUUAUUAUUAGGGAUAUAUUCAUUCUGUAACGCCGAAGCGUUACAGAUUCAGCGAUAGAAAUGUCAAGUUAAUUUAAAUCAUGCUGUAAAGCUGAACCUUCGCGAUGCGGAUGUUAUGGAGCCCUUAUACUAUAUUUCCACUGUGUGGAUAGUGAUUGUCCUCGUGGUUAACCUUCAGUGAUUUUUCAUAGAAAACAUGUCUCUCCUGUAUUCAUUGAGGGGUAUAAUAUUAACCGAAAAACUUGGCUGAGCACAAAUUGAUAUGACGUUUUUUAAUUUAAAACAUACACGAAAAAGCACCUACAGCGGCUUGGUGUAUUCUUCACGCCAUGGAAUAGGUCUGUAUAAAGUGCUUUCUUGCCAUUGGCUAUUUUACUGGAAAUCUGAGAGGUGACCACACAUUAAGUCGAGUAUCACAAGGAAGGUCUUCAAGUGCCUUCCAACUGGUAGGUUUAUGUUCCCCCAUUAUUCAUUAAUCAAACCAGGUUGUGCUUUCUUCUCGUUUUUAUCUGAACCACCCAGAAGGGCAGUUUUCUAAAGCCAUAGAGUUGAUUGCUUAAUCAUCUAUCUAUCAAAUAAUUUAGUUUAGAAUGAAGAAUCAGAUGCUUAAAAUAUUUGGCUAACUAUAGAAUUUAAAAAAUGACAUCCACGAGUAAAUUUAGCUUUUUGUCAUGGUGAAAUAAAUCAAAUAUAAUUUUAUGUGGAAAAAUACAUAGGGAAUAGAAACUCAAUUCCACCAAUACCUAGGAUACAGGAUGCUGCUGCGUUUCAUCAGACUUAAACUCAUAUAAACAUUUGGUUUGUUUUUACCAAGGCAGUAAGGAGUUAUUUGUUUAGACCUCAAACGUUGCCUGAGCAUAUUACACGUUAACCAAAUGGUAUGUAACUUUGGCCACUCUGCAUAAAGCUCAAGUUGGAAACAGGACCAGACAGGAUUGAUUUCCGCAGGUGGAACUAAAGACCCAUCAAAAAGCGUCACAUAGCAUGGCUGGAGGGCAUCGACUGUACACCACCUCUGCCCGAAACACAGCUUGUAAGCGCAAGAGCAGGAAGGGGGGACACAGGUGUAUGUGUGGGCUACUGUUAUCCCUUCCAUUGAGAACAAUACUCAUUCAUUUAUUCAAACAUUUUGUAAUUAGCCAUUUGCUAACAGAAAGAGGGCAGCUAUAAAAUGAGAGAAUGAACAGCAACAAGAAACUAAACAACUAUACAAGUUACCCAGUUAUAUAAAAUAGAACAUUAAUCAUAAUCAUGAACUUUAAAAAGAAACCGUCAAUGUAUAUUUACAUUCCUUUAUAGCUAAUGUUCCUAUAGGCCUGACAAGCUGUAUAUAUACUCUACAUUUCAAAAGUUUGGGGUCACUUAGAAAUGUCCUUUUUUUUUAAAUAAC